Zeugodacus cucurbitae (melon fly) is the source of this 1108-nucleotide messenger RNA. RefSeq names its product tubulin polymerization-promoting protein homolog (gene ringer). Gene Ontology annotation, biological process: microtubule polymerization; microtubule bundle formation; positive regulation of protein polymerization. Gene Ontology annotation, cellular component: microtubule. The record is from RefSeq and is a predicted model, not a curated record. Gene Ontology annotation, molecular function: tubulin binding. The transcript has 3 exons. NCBI's taxonomy places the organism in Eukaryota, Metazoa, Arthropoda, Insecta, Diptera, Tephritidae. Bases 272 to 850 code for a protein of 192 amino acids.
GUUGAAGAUUUAUUAGUUAUUUAUAAGGGAAAGUCGGCAAUCGAAGUCAGGCCAAAUAAAUAUGUGAUGUGAAGACAUAUGCCCAUCAUUUUGAAGGCGUAUAAUUGGAUAUUCAAUUGCGUGCAUUUUGGGAAUGAAAUUCUCGCCGAAAAUAAAGUGAAAUUAUAAAUUAAAUUUCCUGAAUAUAAAUUAUUGUAAUUACUGUUGUUCGCUCUUGUUUUUUUCGAAAUGCUUGCGACAGUUGUUGCGCACAGGUGAAAGAAAAUCCAAUAUGUCCGCAGAAGCAACAAAUGGCAGCAGCCCUUCACCAGCCCCAUCUGCGGAACCCCCAGUCGCUGAGGUCGCACAAUUGGCUUUGGAUGAUGAACCGAAAGUUAGUUUUGCCGACCAAUUCAAGGCUUUUUCCAAAUUUGGUGAUACCAAAUCGGAUGGCAAAUUGAUUACUCUGUCGCAGAGUGAUAAAUGGAUGAAACAAGCUAAAGUAAUCGACAAGAAGAUCACCACUACUGACACGGGUAUACAUUUUAAGAAAUUCAAAGCUAUGAAAAUCUCACUUGCCGAUUAUAAUAAAUUCUUGGAUGAUUUGGCAAAGACGAAAAAGGUCGAAUUAAGUGAAAUCAAAGCGAAGAUGGCUGGUUGCGGUGCUCCCGGUGUAUUACAAGUUUCGGCUGGCAAAGCCGCUUCGGCCGUAGAACGCCUCACCGACACCAGCAAGUAUACCGGAUCUCAUAAAGAGCGCUUCGACGCCUCGGGCAAGGGCAAAGGCAUUUCUGGUCGUAAGGACUUGGUGGAUGCAUCUGGCUAUGUCUCCGGGUACCAGCACAAAGACACAUACGAUACCGCUCAUUAGAGGCAACAAAUGGACAUUCAUUCAUAUAUAAUCGUUAAAAAAUUAUAUAAUUGAAAAAUCACAAAAAUGCACAAAUGAGCGUAAAUGUAGAUUUCCAGAUUCCACAAUCCUUUGCAACGCAUUUUUUAAUAUUCAUGCUAAAAUACUUUAUCUGGUACACCCUCCCCAGCAAAGUGUUGAAUUUUUGUGAUACUUUAAAUUAAUAUUAAACGAAUAAAAUGAUCUAAAAUACUUUAUUUACUAAAGAUUGGCUCUCAA